Molecule: messenger RNA, 1599 nt
Organism: Poeciliopsis prolifica (blackstripe livebearer)
Lineage: Eukaryota; Metazoa; Chordata; Actinopteri; Cyprinodontiformes; Poeciliidae
Exons: 4
Coding region: 1-1599 (532 amino acids)
Molecular function (GO): protein binding
Source: RefSeq, a predicted model, not a curated record
AUGAGACUGAAGCUGAAGGUUCAGAGGCUGCAGUGCUGCACCUGCCCUCGAGGGGGCAGUGUGAGCUCCUGCACAGCUGAGCAGGAUAAACAGACCUGGUCAGAGGUCAGAGUUCGUCCCCCGAGAUAUGAGGAGACUGUGAAGAGAGCUGUGGCUCUGGUUGAGGAAGACUUCAGGCAGAAGAUUAGCAAGUUGCUAGCAGAAGAGCUGAAGAGGGUCCAGCAGUUUGCAGUGGAUGUGACUCUGGAUCCUGAUGCGGCUCAUCCUAACCUCAUCCUGUCUGGUGAUGGAAAACAGGCCAAACAUGGAGAUGUGAAGAAGAAUCUUCCAGACAAUCCACAGAGAUUUUCUCACUGUGUUUCUGUUUUAGGACAGCAGAGUUUCUCCUCAGGCAGAUUUUACUUUGAGGUUCAGGUUAAAGGAAAGACUAACUGGGCUUUAGGAGUGGUUAGAGAAUCUGUUGACAGGAAGGGAACCAUCAACCUCAGUCCUCAGAAAGGUUUCUGGACUUUCUGGUUGAGAAAUGGAUAUGAGUACAAAGUUGGUGCUGGACCUUCAGUCCGUCUGCAUCUCCAUCCUGGUCCAGAGAAGGUGGGGGUGUUUGUGGAUUAUGAGGAGGGUCUGGUCUCCUUCUAUGAUGUAGAUGCUGUAGAUGUGAUUUACUCCUUUACUGGCUGCUGCUUCAAGGAGAAACUCUACCCGUUCUUCAGUCCUGGUCUUAGUGAUGGAGGUAAAAACUCCUCUCCUCUCCUCCUCUCUCCCCUCCUCCUCUCCUCUUCCUCAGUGAUGAAUGGUUACAGCAGAGCAGGUGACGAUAAGCUGAGUGGUUCUGGUCGUAUCCGGUCCUUCAUCCGGUCCAGUGGUUCCUGUUGGACAUCAGAGGAAAAACAGAACCACAGAAGAAGAGUUGAAAUCAGGAAGGAUCUGACGGACCGCACGGGCCUGGUUCUGGUAGAACCAGACGUGUUCAGAGGUGGUUCUGUUGGACCAGAACUUCACCAAGAAAACAGCAGGACGAUCUCAUUGGGCCGACCCAGACCAGAACCAAACAGAACCAUCAGAGCAGUCGGUUGGAGGGAGGGCUUCGGGAAUCACAUGGUUUACGUUUGCAGCUCUGUUAGACGCCAUUUUGGAGGAAAGUUUGGGAUUUGUGAGACCUGGAAGGCUGCAGGGAGAGGAGCAGGAGGAGUGGGAAGGAGCAAACAGGAGGACUCGUCCACUCGGGGAGUGGGACACGCAUUCAGCUCUCAGGCUGCGGCUUGCAGGGCUCUGAGGUCUGCGGGCCGGUGCGGGAUCGGGCGGUGGGACAGAGUGAGGACUGCCUCCUCCGGGCUGGAAGUUUGUCCCGGGUUUUGUGGAAGGAGGUGCGGAGCUCCGGAGCGGCUCGGUCUCCUCCUCUGCAGCCGGAGCAGCAGCUGCAGCGGCGGGCAGCUCCUCCUGCCUGGCUCCCUGCCUGCCCUCAAACUGGGUGUGUUUAACGCGGACUUUGGCGCAGAGCAGAUCCCGGAUCCCAGCUGCUGGAAAACAGAUUCCCAGUUUCCUUCCAGCGCCGAGCAGCGGCCAGCCUGCGCGCGGCCAGCCGGCCGGAGGCGCCGCUGA